AUGGAGCGGUCGAAGACCAAGGAAGAGAUCUACCAACGAGACCGAGGAGAAGAGAUCUUCUUGGAAGUUCAAGAUUUGUGCCGGUCUGCAUUGAUGAGCUAUCAUAAGGACUGGGAAAAAGCUGUUAGCGAGCUGAAGCUUGCGGUGGAAAAGGUCAAAAGAGUCCAAGAUCACUUUGAGAAAGCAGGACUGGAGUCCUUGAAGCUGAACAAGAUGACUGCCGGAGGGAGAAGGAUAAAAGCCCGCGAUGUGCUGGAGAGCGAUCUAUACGAGGCCCUCGAGUUCUUGAACGAGCCGAAACUGCCUGAUGUUGUCGUGUACGACUUUCUCGAUCGAUCUGCUCCAGUAAAACAACUUGAAUUUCGGAUCCUGAGCGAGGUGGAUAAGGCAAACAAGAGGGCAGAGGGAGAGUCGAAGGUGUCUCUAGCGAGGAAAUGUAUCCAGCAAGGCAUGAAAGAUCAAGAAGCAGGGAUGUUUGCUUCAGCCAAACUCAACUUUGAUCGAGCGCAAACAAGCAUGAAAGAGGCAAAACAAUUGUUCAUCAGCGUCAACCAGCCGCCUGAGGAGCUGAUGAGCCGCUGGAACGAAUGCUGCGCUGACAGUGAAAGAUUUCCCAUGCUCACAACGGAGAAGCAGAGGGAGCUAGAACAAGCCUUGAUAGACAGAGAGAAGGAGAUGUUCUGGUCGCCGAGAGACUGGGAGCUGGGGUUCGGUAUCGACCAUCCGACUCUUUUCUGUGUUGGGAUGCUUGAGGUGGGGAUUGACCUACAGGAGCUGUGUUCGGAGAUGAAGGAGAGUGGUAUGGGAUGGCCGCACAGCGAAGAAGGGAUUCUACAUGAUGGGAGCGAUUGUAUGAACAUGAUCGAAACUCUCGAGGGUGAACUUCAAGACGCUCUGAGAUUUCAGGAGGAGGACAUGGCGUUCAAGGCGGAGAAGGACAGGAGUAGGAGCGAGGAGAGCGCUGUAUCCUACCUCGACAGGCCGAUGGAGCAGAGGGAGCUGUUGAUUCCUGUGUGGGAGGACCUCCCUCCCGACAAGCUCGGGGAGGUGGCGGCCACUGACGAGGUGAAGGAGCUUCAUGAAUGCGCGUUCCGCGGAGACGUUGAGCGACUCGUUUGGCUGCUGGAAGUUUGUGAGAAGCAGCAUUUCCUCGACUACGACGAGAAGAAGAAACCUGUACAAGUCACUGUCAACAAGAGACUCCAGGUCGACGUGCCGGACUACGACGGCAAGACUGCUCUGUUCCAGUGUGCUCGAGCAAACCAGUCCGGUGCUGCCAAGGUCUUGCUCGAGCAUGGAGCGCGGAUCGAUCAUCGAGACGUGAAUGGCAACUCUUCUCUCCACAUUGCAGCAGCGAGCGGUUCCUCGGAGGUGGUGAAGCUCUUGCUGGAGGAGAAGGCCUCCCCGCUCCUGUCGAACCUCCUGGGCGAGUUGAGUCUGGUGGCUGCUGGGGCGGACUUGAACGUCUCCGAUCAUGCAGGGCAGACCGCGCUGCGUCAUGCGAUUAAGAAUCGACGGUUGGGAUCGAAGGAGCUCUACAUGAUCAACUUUCUGCUAGUCAUGGGGGCAGACGCGGACGCCAGGGAUGGCUCCGGGAGGACGGCCCUCGACCUCUGCGAUCACCUUCAGGCAAGGUCCCUCCUGCGGAGGGCCUACUCCAGCCAAGGCCAGCUGAGGUGA
Messenger RNA from Guillardia theta CCMP2712, 1680 nucleotides. RefSeq lists its product as hypothetical. Gene Ontology annotation, molecular function: protein binding. The transcript is spliced from 25 exons. The record is from RefSeq and is a predicted model, not a curated record. Bases 1 to 1680 code for a protein of 559 amino acids. NCBI's taxonomy places the organism in Eukaryota, Cryptophyceae, Pyrenomonadales, Geminigeraceae.